AUGCUUAACCUUAGCACUAGCACUAAAAAAGCUAUUAUUGCUGUAAAGCUUACAGUAGGCAACAGCGUCUAUAGAGACCUCUUAAACCUUGUUAUACUAAAAAGUGUAAAGAGCCUACAGACUGCAGCAGCUAGUCUUGCUAGCUUAAAGUUUACAUGCUUAAGUGUUAGACACCUUAUCUGUAAGAAGCUACUCGCGCUUAAGCAUAAGAAAUACUUUAAUUUCUUAAAAGUAUUAACAAAGUGUUGUAAGAUUACUAGUAAUAAAAGCACUGCCUUUUUAAGCCUAACUUUUUUAUACUACACUAGUUUAAUACUAGUUUGCUUUUAUAAUUAUAUAGACAGCAAAUGUUAUUAUAAACCUUAUAUGUCUCCUUAA
Lindgomyces ingoldianus is the source of this 378-nucleotide messenger RNA. RefSeq lists its product as uncharacterized. The transcript has 12 exons. The record is from RefSeq and is a predicted model, not a curated record. Bases 1 to 378 code for a protein of 125 amino acids. NCBI's taxonomy places the organism in Eukaryota, Fungi, Ascomycota, Dothideomycetes, Pleosporales, Lindgomycetaceae.